CAUCAGAUGGAAGAAAUAAUAGCAUGGGAUGCAGAAGAAGCAGAGGAGAAAAAUAAGGGGUCACCCAACUCAUUCUUCCAAAAUUAAAAAGUUUGACAUUGAUGUACUUGCCCGAAUUGAAGAGCAUCUGUAGCAGGAGGGCAGUUCAUCUUUAUUUGGUGGCGCUGAUUUUCUUUAAUCGAUGAAGAAGAUGAAGAAGAAAUCACCUAUUGUCACUCUGAAACAGUUCAUCUUCACCAUGGCUCCUCUAAUCGAUGUGGAAAAGGAAGCUGAGAUAUCCGCCUCUAUCUCUUCAUGGGCAUCAAGGAAUUUGGAUACUUCUCAAAAGAGGGGCUCCGCAAUUCUCAAUUUGUAGUGAGUUGUGUGUUGUAUCAUUUUCUGUAAUUGUUUAGCACCCCUGAUGUAGCUGUAUUAAAACUGGACAUGGCUGAUGCAGGAGCUCUUGGAUAAGGUGCAGUUUACUGUCUAAAGGUUACAACCUAGGAUGAAGGAUGCCUUUAUAGAACUGAUUAAAGGUUUGCUACUGGUACCUGCUGCCGAUCUAGUUCCUUCUUGUUUUGAGAGAGAUUGCCAACAUUGUCAAAGAAGGAGGUGACGUUAGGCCCUUUUAACUCUUAACUCACUAUCAGGUUUGUAAUUGCUUACUUUCUUUGUGCUUUUUCUUUUCAGAUGACUAAUGUUUACCUUUUCCUUUCCCCUUUCUUAUUCCUGUGGUUGAUUGCAUUCCUGGUAGCCUUAUACAUAUCUGCUACCAUAUAUAGAAGUCUCCAAUUUAGUAGGUUUUUAUUAUUCAUCUUCAAAAUGAAGGCACCAUCAAUUUCUGUUUUUUCCUAAGUCCUGACUUAAUUUAAUUUCUUUUUACCAAGAAGGAUGCCAUUUCAAAAGCUUUGUCAACAAAGGUUGUAUUUUUGCUGCAUAGACCUCCUGGACCAGGGAAAAGUGCAGCUGUAGUGGAAAUUAUUAUUUUACAAGAAGACAAGCAUGGCUUAAAGAUUCUUGCUUGUGCUUCUUCUGAUACUGCCCUUUUUUUUUUUUUUGGUAUGAAUUAAUGUGCAAGAAGAUAUACCUGCAACUAACCUUAGUGCUAACCUAUUAAAGGGAGAAUUUUUUGUAAUUAAUUGUGCUUUAUAUUAUUUAUAAAGGGUCUCAUAGUUCUGGUUCGGAGACAACCUGAAUGCUAAAGGAAAAUGUUCUUUGAGCAUAUAAGAACCACCAAAAAUUGAACUAUAUAUUAUCUGGUUCUGUUCGAGCUAAUAGAUUUCAGCAGUUUUCUUUUUUUCAAAACUUUGUGCUAUAUGGUGUUUGUUUGGUUGAGUUUCACUAGUAAGUUCAUUUUUCUGAGUCCAUAAAGGCCGGAAUGAGUUUUCAUCAAGUACUGGCCUGGGUAGUGCCAUAGCUAAUAGGAAUUAAAACCAUGUGGCUCAAUCCAUCUUUUGCUGGAAUGUGAAAUUUGUUUACUUAUCUUUCAACUACAGAAGAACUCUUCAGCAUUUUGACUAUGGAUGACUUUGAUUUUCUAUCCUUUCUUGUGGAACUGUAGAUAUUCAGAUAAAUGUUUGGUUUCCUCUUGUACAUAAGGGUACAUUAUAGUUAUUAUUAUUUUUAAAAUUUUUUUAUCAUUAGAGUGCAGGAGGUGAGGUUGGAGUAUCCUGCACGUUUCCUAUCCUUAAGUUUUGGUCAGUGCAUUUGAUGCAUAGGUAAACUGUAUCAUUUGGAAAGAAGAAAAUUUGAACAAUAGGUUUUUUAUCUUAAUGAUAGUCUUCAGGCACAGUUGUUCAUCCCCAUAAUGUGCUUCAUUUUGUUAUUAAAUUUGGCCUUCUUAAAGGUCUCUCAUAGUCCCAUACAACAUGGUAACAUCUUGGUCUUGGUCCAUUUAUUUCCAGCAGCAAACUGUUCUGUCUAGAAUUCCAUUUUUUUGGGUAAAGCACCACAUUUAAAUUCAUUCUGGGCAUCUUGAAGAAGCUUUCAAGUCAUUAAAUCACCACUUUUUAACUUCCAUCUGCAGUAUCACCAAUACAGAAAUCCUUGGAAGUUGAACCCUCUUCUGGACUUAAUUCGCUUUUUCAGCACUGGAACUGCAAAUCAUAUAACCUCAUUUUCUAUAUGUAUCAUGGAAGGAAAGAAGGAUGAGAAGAUAGCACACUGAAUGAAGGCGAAGCAGAGAUUGCUAUUUCACAUGCAAAGAGACUUGCUCACUCAUGGCGUAGUCCAUGCUUCCAAUAUUGGAAUUAUUACCCAUAUGUUAUGCAGGUUCUAUUACUAAAGAUGUUUAGAAGCAAUGAGGACAGGCUAAAGGAUAUAUCAAACUGUGAAUGUAGCUUCUUCUUGGUCCCCAACGCGGCUUCAUACAACUAAAUGCAAGACGGAUGCUUCUUAUUGUUCUAGAAGUGGCAGAUUGGUCAACCAGUGGUUAUCAGGGAUGCUGGAGGACAGGUUAUUGAUUGGCAAAGCCAUUCAACAACGUACCUCAUCUACCCUAGCAGAAGAGGCAUUAGCUCUGCGUCUUGCAGUGGGAAGGGUAAUGGCAAAUGCUUUUUCAAGAGUCAUUUUUGAAGCAGGAAAAGUUGGCUUGAAUGGUUUGAAUGGUUU
Molecule: messenger RNA, 2589 nt
Organism: Rubroshorea leprosula
Lineage: Eukaryota; Viridiplantae; Streptophyta; Magnoliopsida; Malvales; Dipterocarpaceae
Source: the annotation of a GenBank genome assembly